CGCCUCCGUGUGGUUUGCGGGAGAACGGGUGGAAUUUACCAAGCAAUGUUUUUCUCGCAGCAGAGACUGGAUAACAAGCCAUCGGAUCAGAUUUGCUUUUUCAAGCCGUGUCAAGACACAGUUAACGCGGUGCACGCGAGUGGGGCGACUCGGCAGGAGAAUUGGGUUCGAUCCGGGACGAGGAAAUGAGUUUUGACCUCCGUUGCUGCUUCUUUCUCGUCAUGGAGUCAUCGGGUCGGAGUUUGAGGGCUCCGCUGGUGCCCGUGGAUUAACGCAAAAGACUCGACUGCGCUGUGAUGAUCUCUCCGUUGAAGUGUGAAUUUGUGGACUAUAACCCCGCUUUAAGUGGGAACAAUUACGUGCGCAGAAGAGCUUUUUCUCUCCCCGUCAUCGGAGAAAGUCGACACUGAGCGAGUCCGGAUAAGACCAGAGGACACUUGUUGAAAUACAAUUUAGCGAGAAAAGCUUUGCUCCAUUGCUUGGGAACUGAGCUAACCUUGUUAGCAAGGUAUUCCUUUCACGGGGCAUUCUACUUAAACAGAAGAGCUAAAUAACUUCACCGAAACGUACACAGAUAAAGGUCUUAUAACUAAAGUUGGCAGAAGUCUGGCGUCAACGAGUUGACAAAGUGUUUUUGCGGAAAAUGUUCGAAGCAGGAUUUGACAGCGAUUUUGCUAACGUAGCUACUAGCUCUCCGUCCACCUCCAUAUUAUGUUGUUAGCUUUGACAGCUAACGCGAGGUCUACGUCAAACUCGUACAAGUGGCUCAUUGGCAAUGUGUCAAUAUGAAGUUGUGUCGUACCAUUAACUUGUUUUUUGGGCACACCUCCGUCAGUGAAAGUCGCUUAUUUCAACUUUAAGGCAUUUGAUAUUUGGAAAUAUACCAUUUAAAAAUUGAUUGCGCAUUUUACUCGGUUUCGACACAUUUUUAUGUUCAACCACUUGGAACGUGCGAUAUAUCUGGACUUUUUCCAAUGGAGUGCCCAAUGAGAGACCUUGAAAAAUAGAUUUCGAGCAACAGCCGCCCACGCUUGUGUUCCAAAGUAGCUGAAGUUGUAAAACGAUGUCCGGCUCCCCGGGCACAGGGGGUUCGAACCCCAGGAAGUUCAGUGAAAAGAUUGCGCUGCAUAACCAGAAACAAGCAGAAGAGACGCGGGCCUUCGAACAGCUGAUGACGGAUCUCACUGUCUCAAGGGUACAAUUCCAGAAGAUCCAGCAGCUCCGUUUGUCUCAGCCACGACCACAAUAUUAUGGAGGCUCUUUGCCCAAUGUCAAUCAGAUUGGCAACACAAGCAUUGAAUUUCAGGGAGGCUUUCCAUCGGGAUUGGAUACUGUAAGAGGUAAUCGUCACCAUGGACUGGUCGAGAGGGUCCACAGGGAACGUAACCGGAUCAACUCUCCCCAUCGCAGACCCAUUGAUAAGCAUGGGCGGCAGCUAGAGAGUUCUCCAUAUGGAACAGUGUACCUCUCCCCACCUCCAGACAACAACUGGAGAAGGGAUCAGCCCCCGUGGAGUGAGGAAAAGCGGCCUGGGUAUAGAUUAAUAUCACAACUCAACAGAACCAACUCAGACUCUGCUCUUCAUACAAGUGCUAUGAAUCCAAACCCUCAGGACCCCUUCAGCGUGAACCAGCAGAUGAGUCGAGGUCCCCCACAGCGCAAUGGCUGGCAUGCAGCUAGUGUUAAUGAGGCAGAAGUGGAUCGGUCUGGAGACGUCUUUUCUUUCCCUACCCUACCUAAUGAGGAAGGUCUCAUAGGCGUCAGUAAGCCCCUCCCCAAGCAGCUGUGGGAAGCCAAAAAGGCCCAGUCUCUUGCAUCGAGGCCAAAAUCAUGUGAAGUGCCUGGCAUCAAUGUUUUUCCAUCACCGGAGCAAAACCCUGGUCUCUCCCAUUAUCAGGGCUCAUUAAAUACAGGAGGCUCCCUACCCGAUCUCAGCAACCUUCACUUCCCGUCCCCUCUCUCAACUCCAUUGGACCCCGAGGACAAUGGAGGAUACCCCAAUCUCAGCGGAGGUAGCAGCACUGGAAAUUUGCCAGCUGCUAUGAUGCACCUUGGCAUUAGCAAUUCACAGGGCCUUUCUUCUUCUUUGAGUAAUCCCACAAUACAAGCAUCCCUCAACAACUGCCAGCUACAGUCUUCGCUUAGCAAUCCCUCCAUAAAUUCUUCUCUGCGUCUUUCUGGAAACUCCCCUCGGCGAAGACCAGCACCCAUUAGCCCUCUUACCCUUUCUCCUGGUGCUGAGCAGCGCCGGGGUCUCUCCAAGCAGCUGUCUCCCACCAUGUCCCCAUCAUUGUCCCCCAUCACACAGGGAGUUGCUUUAGAUACCAGCAACAUGCCAAGGGAGCCACCUCCUCCCUAUCCACUUUACCAGCAAUCACAACAUGCAGUGGACCAGGCACGUCAGUGCCAGCAGCAGCACCAGCAUCAACAUCAGCCUGUUCCCCCUCUGCAAAGCAUUACACUGGACUUUAACCCAAACCAACACAACAAUAUGGCAGCCCUCUUCAGUGACUCAUUUAUGGAGCAGCAGUAUUCGGGUCGUCACAACAAAACCUUCCCUUACCAGUUGGACCAGUUCAGUCUGUUGGAAAAUGCCAUGAGCUCCACAGCAGGUGGGCCUUGCCUCGACCCUUCCUCGUCUUCUCUCUACUCCUCCCAGGCAGCCGUCACGGGGCUGGGUGGGAGCCAUGGCAACCUGCAUGACCCCAUGCACAUGGCUUCAAAUAUGCUGUACUCCAACUGCAGUGGAGGGUUGCCCAACAUCAUACUUACUGAUGAGUCCAAUCCCAGUCUUUCAAAGGACAUCAGUAGCGUUCUGUCGACGGUGCCAGAGUGUUUCGACUCGGAAGGAGGCUUCCCGCUGGAAGACGAGCUGCACAUCGAGCCCCUCAGCCUGGAUGGUCUGAGCAUGCUGAGUGAUCCCGACAUGGUGCUGCCAGACCCGUCUGUAGAAGACACGUUCCGCAGUGACAGACUCUGAGUGGGACAUUUUAGUCUCCAUUCAAGCAAAUGUAAACACACACAGACACAGUCACAUUUGCAGUAGAAAAAGCAAAGUGCAUGAAUCCGAAUAUGCAUGUAUUCAAUGCAUACAUGUACACAAACACACACACUUUAAGUUAAAUGUUAAAGAGACCUGGUUUACACCUGCAACAAUCAAAGAUAGCGUCACACUUAACCCUUUAUAGAGCACGUGUCCCCAACUCCAUAAAGACCUUGUGUUCACAUAUGUGGACGUUAGGGAUGUCACAGAUCCAGUCACAAAAAUUGGGCCAAUAGGGCCAUUUUUCAGAGGAUCGAAAUCAGAGAGACAGCUAGAACGAAAAUUGAUAUUUGCCAUAUGGCAUUUUUUUUUGCCCUGUGACAAAAUGGAUUUUGCCAUGUGGCAUUUUUUUUGCCAUGUGGCAAUAUUGAUUUUGCCAUGUGGCAUUUUUUUGCCAUGUUGCAAAAUGGAUUUUGCCAUGUGGCAUUUUUUCUUUCCCAUGUGGCAUUCUUUUUGCCAUGUUGCGUUUUUUUUUUUUUUUUUGCCGUAUGGCAAAAUUGAUUUUACCGUGUGGCUUUUUUUUUGUCUUGUGGCAAAAUGGAUUUUGACAUGUGGCAUUUUUUUUGGUAUGUGGCAAAAGGGAUGUUGGUUUUGUGGCAUUUUUUUGGGGUGUAUGGCAGUUUUGCAGGCCAUGCACGUCCAUGCCAUUGACGGCUAUGCACGUCCAAAUUUUCCAUUCAUAUUAAAUAGCAGAAAAACGUGUGGCUGUGAUUUUUGACCAUGCAUUUCAGCGUCAUCAUUACAGCGCAUUAACAUUCAACUGGCAACCAAGUCAGGCUAUGCCAUUGACGGCUAUGCACGUCCAAAUUCUCCAUUCAUAUUAAAUGGAAGAAAAACGUGUGGCUGUGAUUUUCUACCCCCGAAAAAAUGCCACAAACCAAAAUCAAUUUUGCCACAAACCAAAAAAAUGCCACAUGUCAAAAUACAUUUUGACUCAUGUCAAAAUACAUUUUGCACAUUGCAAAAAAAAAAAAAAAAUCCAAAAUACAGUUUGCCACAUACCAAAAAAAUGCCACAUGGCAAAAUCAAUUUUGCCACAUGGCAAAAAAAAAAAAAAAAAAAAAUGCCACAUGGCAAAAUCAAUUUUGCCACAUGGCAAGUAUCACUUUUGGUUCUCGGCCCUACUGCGAAAUCGGAUGAAAAGGAUAAGGAUUCAAGUUUUUAAAAAAUAUCCAUAUACUUUUUUUUUUUUUUUUUUUUUUACGGACUAAAAAGAAUCAAAAUAAUUCAGAAAUACGAUGACAUUGCCAAAGGAAACAAAAAUAGAGUGGUACCUCUACAACAAAUUUAAUUAAUUCCAGGACCUGGUUUGUAAGUCGAAAUGGUGUUGAGCGGGAUUUUUCCAUAAGAAUACAUUAUAAUUCGAUUAUUUGUUCCACAGCCCAAAAACCUACGCUAAAUCCUUAAUAAAUACUGCUGGUACAGUAAAAAAAUAGCAAUUACGCAUGGAAAAACAAAUACAUUAUAAAUACAAGUCGGAAUAAUAAUAAUAUAACAAAUCUGCUUCUAAUGUGGCGGUUGUGUUUUAGAGAUAGUGUAAAGCGCUUUGAGCGCCUUGAAAGGUGGAAAAGCGCUAUAUAAGUAUAACACCAUUUACCAUUACCAUUUACAUGCUGUUUCUGAACGUGUCUUGUGACUGACAAGAGAGAGGUGUGGUAGAGAGGGAAGUUUUUACUUUUUUUCAUGUUGUUGUUGGUGUCGGACAACGGCAGACAGUAGCAGUGUUUUUUUGCACAAGUUCUCAAAUAAAUAAUUAAAAACUUGACGAAGCUGGCGACGUCCUUGCCGAUGUUACAAUAAUAACAAUCAUUAUAAUAAAUCGGAGAUAAAAAGCGUGUUUAUUGUCACCAUUACUUGGAGACUGGUGAACAGAGGUUGGAGGAGACUGGCCAUAUUAUCGAGCCAGUUCACUUUUUCUACCCUUCUUAAUUUCAAUGGUAAGUGUCACCUUUUUCCGUUUUCACUGCCUGCACUAACCUUCUUGGGACCCAUGUUGAUUUCUCUCACAAGAAAAUCUGUCGUGCGUCUGUCUUGCGGGAAAACAACGAAAAUGCAAUGCUGUCGUAAAUCGUAUUUCGAGCAUGUUGGGACAAAUGAGGAGUCAAAUUUUACGUUGGAUGUUGAAAGGAUCGUAUGUGAAUAUGAGCGUAUGUCGAGGUACCACUGCAUAUACUGUAUAUAUAUAUAUAUAUAUAUACUGUAUAUAUAUAUAAUUAUGGCGGAAAACACAGAUAAGACUGAAAAAGCGGUUUCUGCUCUUGCAAACAUCUUUAAAAGAAACCGCUGAAUUUUAAGCCAAAACAACUGUUGUUUGAUAGAACAAUAUGUCGAUAUGCCGCCUUAGCAGAUUCAUGGCGCAUUAAGCCCCCGAACUAUUUUUCAUUUGUCCGUUUUACCCUGGAAACCCCCGUUUACAGAUGUCGCGCAACCUCUUUUCUUUAGACCCAGCCAUAAAACGAAGGUAAUUAAUUAUAUUUAUUACUCAAAAUGUCUGUCAUUUUUAGCUCAGCAUCAUUAAUUGAUGGCUAAUAUUUCAUUUUAAAAAAUAUAUAUAAAAAUUAUUCACUCGCAUAUUUUAAACUUUUAAACAAAAUACGUCACAAUGAAAAAAAUGGUGUCUAGAAAAAAGUCACGGAUAUCUACCUCAUAACUAUCGCUUAUUGUAUUUUUUUGUUGUUGUCACAUUUUCCCCAAUACUAUAGAUGAUAAAUAAUUGAUCCAAACAAAGGAAAAAUUGGAAAAAAAAAAGGGGGGGAAAAACGGUCUAAAAGGGAAAAUAUGUGAAAAUGAAAAUCUCGACCACUCCUCAAUGUCUGCGAUUUCUGCAUCGCGACUCUUAUUAUAUUACCAUGUGUCACCCAUAAAUCCCCCCAAAAUCCGGCUGUGGCCAUUCACAGAAAAAUUUUUCUUUGCCACAAAUUUGAGAUUUUAAGCUUUCCAAUGAUGUCUCACAUGUGCAUAUCGGACAGUUUUGAAAUUUGGCCAAAUUGCGGGUCUCAGAGCAGAACUCCUGUGUCCUCCUCACCUGUGUCUUUUCCGCCAUAUAUAUAUAUUUUUUUUUUCACUAAUGAUCAUUAUUUUUAGAAAAUACAAUUAUAAAUAAAAUACAAAUAUAAAUGAAUAAAAUGAUUAUAAAAAAACAAAAAAUAAAAAACAAAAAAUACAAUGUUUAUAGGCCCCAACCACACUCAAAAGUUGUUUUUUAAUCAUUUAUGAUACAUAAUGCCCCAUAAAGGGUUAAGCUUGAUUCAUCCUCAGACAUUUGUGGUGGUAUAAAGUGAAGUCGACACAGAGGCAGCGACUCAAAAAGUCUUGAAACAAACAAAACAAUCGCUUGAAGGGUCUCAGCCAUCCUGCUCUUUUCCCUUUUCGCAGCCAACCGUCGUAGCCAUGGCAGCAUUGUUGCCUAGGUUACAUACCAUGGCAAUCCCAUUCCUGUGCUCGAGGGCAACAGAUGCCGACACACAACUGACUUUUCUCAAAGCUCACGUGCAUGAGCGAAUGUCAGAUCAGAGGUGCAGGCCGGUGUGACCCAGGUAAACAUCCAUUUCCACAGCAUCACGCUUUUGAACAAUCGUACAAGGAAAAAAAUGCAGAUCCGGCAAUUUUUAAGGUGUUUGCCACAGAGAUACAAUAUACAUGUUGCAAUUUUAGGACGAUUAGGAUGUACUACAAAACAAAAAGGGCAAAAUGUUUACAAAGAUAUUUUAAGUACAUGUUACUGAAGGAUAUACAGUAGAUUUUUGGAUUUAUAAGAGCUAAAAUUAUCGUGUGCUGCAUAAAGGCUAAAACCCUUCAGCAGGGACACAUUGUAUGCAUCAAUUUUAAAACUGAACUUUUUUUUUUUUUUUUUACAUCAAGUAUGUUGUAAUUUGAGUUUUGUACCAAGUUGUACUGGCGCUUGCACUGUGCUUAAAUGUUGUGAGAAAGGCCAUGCUCAGUACUGCUGUGGAUCACUUGUCUUAGCAGCACAUUAAAGCUCGUGCGUGGAGGAAACGCAAAGUGACAACUCACGUGGACACGGGACACCAUGUAACAUUGCACUUGGGGUCUUUUGCACUGAUUGGUUCAUGGUGUCUUACACCUGCUCGAAUGUUGUUUUUUAACGUGACAACCCAAAGAAGUUGAGGGGAGCCAUUAAGAGGAAGAUGAGACUCAUGGCUAAAUUACUAAAUAAUGCACCAGUUUAAUUAAGAAGCUAUUGAUUUUUUUUGGUUGAAAUAUACUAGUGGUGAUAUAAAGGAGCGCUGAUGUCUUUUGUAACAAGUUGCUGGGAAGAAAUCUGCUAUUUUGGGGCAUUAAUUGCCCUUUUGUCUGUUUUCACUGAACGUCAGGGACUGCAAUUCAAAGAGCUAUAUUUUUAAUAUCGUUAAUUCAAGGAGAAGGUGCAUUGAUCUGGCUGUGCUCUUUUAGCUAUGCAACAAUUUUUUUGUUUAAUGCCCCGCCUGUUGAACAGGUGCAUCUUGUACACUAUGCAGUGUAACUAACCAUGCAGGUUUUUUGUAAGGGCAGAUCAUUUUGUGAAGUCCCCAUAUUACAUGUGUCAAGUGUCCACGGUGUUUGUCAUUCUUCAGUCUGCUCUCGCAGGGUGUCACCAGCAGGAGAACUAAAGUGUCUGCAGUGCAAUUAUGAACAGCGCUACAUUUUAGAACUUUUAACUCAAUGGCUGCCAUUGACGACGAUAGACGUCCAAUCCAUUUGAACUGGGAGGCUGGCAGCGAAUGAACAUAGCCUCUCAGUUCAAACGGAUUGGACAUCUUCUACACUGCAAAAACACACCUCUUUAAAACUAGUUAAAUUCCCUUGUUUUCAGUGUAAAUCUUCUAGAAAUAAGUGAAAUUAUCUGCCAGAGCUUCAAGUAAAUUUUACUCAGAUUUCUUGAAAUAAGAAAAAUAGCUUACCGGUACUGAAAAUAAGUAAAACUUAUUUUAAGCAAUAAAUGUAUACUGUAUUUUUCGAAAUAUAAAUUGCACCUGAGUGUAAGUCGCACCAGCUAUUAAUUGCUCAACGCAGAGGAAAAAAACAUAAGUCGCACCGGAGUAUAAGUCGCAUUUUGGGGGGAAAUUUACUUGAUAAAAUCCAACACAUAGAUCAGAUAUGUCAUCUUGAGAGGCAAUUUAAAAUAAAAAUACAAUAGUGAACAACAUGCUGAACAAGUGUAUAGUAUGAUAAUGUUACAUGAUGCAUGAACAACGAAAUGCGAACGUGGCCGGUAUGUUAAUGUAACAUAGCUGAACUCUUAAUGAGUUAUUCAGAUAACUAUAGCAUAAAGAACAUGGUAACAAGUUUACCAAGCCAUCAGUGUCACUCCACCAAAAUAACAUGUGACAUGAUAUAAUAAUGUGUUAAUAAUUUCAUACAUAAGUUGCCCCAGAGUAUAAGUCACAUCCCCACCCAAACUAUGAAAAAAAACUGAUUUAUAGUCUGAAAAAGACGGUAUAUUUGAUCUUAAAAAGGCAGAUAUUAGAUUACUAUUAUUAAUAGAUAUUGUUCAAUUAGAACAAAUAGUAAUAUUUAAAGGAAUAAUGUGAUGCAUUAAUCUGUUAACUACACUGAAAAUUUGUAAUGUUUUAAUCAGAUUAUCUUAAAUCUAGUCAAAUAAUUUUCUCAAUCUUAUUUUGAGUGUUUAGGACUAGGUAACAGACUAAUGCGUCAGAUUAUGUGUCUGACUUUAAGUAAAUAUUACUUAUUGUUCUUAUUAAGGCCAUACAUCUAAAAGUAAGUCAUUUUUCACCUAAAUCAAGAAAAUGCUUUCAAAUAUUGUUUUUUAAAUACAAUAUUUGUUUUAAUUCAGAGCAUUUUUGAUGAGCUUUAAAAAAAUAAAUAA
Corythoichthys intestinalis (scribbled pipefish) is the source of this 8870-nucleotide messenger RNA. It is a transcript of the gene crtc3, whose product is annotated as CREB regulated transcription coactivator 3. The record is from RefSeq and is a predicted model, not a curated record. Gene Ontology annotation, molecular function: cAMP response element binding protein binding. Lineage: Eukaryota; Metazoa; Chordata; Actinopteri; Syngnathiformes; Syngnathidae. The transcript has 15 exons. Gene Ontology annotation, cellular component: nucleus; cytoplasm. Bases 1064 to 2980 code for a protein of 638 amino acids. Gene Ontology annotation, biological process: positive regulation of transcription by RNA polymerase II; protein homotetramerization.